Molecule: messenger RNA, 3451 nt
Organism: Coturnix japonica (Japanese quail)
Lineage: Eukaryota; Metazoa; Chordata; Aves; Galliformes; Phasianidae
Gene: TMED7
Product: transmembrane p24 trafficking protein 7
Source: RefSeq, a predicted model, not a curated record
ACCCGGAUGCACAACCGGAGGGCGGCUCCCGUUAAAGCGAGUGUUUCCGCAGUGCAUCGCGCUCCACCCCGGCUCCUCUCGCUCGGCCGCCGCUUCUCCUCAUUCUCCCGUGCCCCGUCCCGCUCGCUGUCCGUCCCUUCUCGCCGUCCCUCCGCUCUGUGCCAUGUUGCCGCGGGUCUGCGGGGCCGACCUGCCUUUGGGGCGGCUGCUGGUGGUGGUGCUGGCUCUGGCCUGCGCCACGCGGGCCUCCGAGAUCACCUUCGAGUUGCCCGAUAACGCCAAGCAGUGCUUCUACGAGGAGAUCGCUCAGGGCACCAAGUGCACGCUGGAGUUCCAGGUGAUCACUGGAGGCCAUUACGACGUUGACUGUCGAUUGGAAGAUCCUGAUGGCAUCGUACUGUACAAAGAGAUGAAGAAACAAUACGAUAGCUUCACAUUUACUGCAUCCAGGAAUGGAACAUACAAAUUCUGCUUCAGUAACGAAUUCUCUACGUUUACACACAAAACUGUGUACUUUGAUUUCCAGGUUGGAGAAGAUCCACCGCUGUUUCCUAGUGAAAACAGAGUAACUGCACUUACCCAGAUGGAGUCCGCCUGUGUCUCAAUUCAUGAAGCUUUGAAGUCUGUCAUCGAUUAUCAGACUCACUUUCGACUGAGGGAAGCGCAAGGCCGCAGCAGAGCUGAGGAUCUGAACACAAGAGUUGCUUAUUGGUCGAUAGGGGAAGCAAUCAUUCUGCUUGUUGUUAGUAUCGGGCAGGUAUUCCUCCUCAAGAGCUUCUUCUCAGAUAAAAGAACCACAACAACCCGCGUUGGAUCAUAACUGGUAGUGAUAAUGCUUCAGGUCAUUAUGCACUAUUAAUCUGUAUAGUUACUAUUCUCCAAUUAAUUCUAGGUACAAAGGAUCUAAAUAUGUGCAGCAUUCGAGUGUGUCUACCCAUCAUCUGUUAGAAUCACAAAACAGACACAAAAAGUUAUAGAAGGGACACAUGAUAACAUUCAGAAAAAGAAAAAAACAAAACACUUCUGCUUUCUGAUUCCUCUAUUAAACAUUUGCAUUGACCAGCCUAUCUAUCUUUUUCUUAUUGUAAUCCAAAUUGAGGAUUUUUGGUUUUUUCCUUUUUUUACCAGGGAAAUUAUUUAUCUGCAGUAUAAAACUUUAUAAGAACCAAGCAAUCAAAUGUCUGAUAUGCAAAAGCAAUGCAUAUGAGAAGUGUGGUUUUAUUAUAAUUUCCAGGCUGAGUGGAUUGCAUUAUAAACAAGCAGAUGUGAUGAACUGUAAUGCUGUUUUGAUUUGCUGAUUACAUCCUUUGCUUAUUUGUUAAUCUGUUGCAAGUGUGACACUACGUCAUGGCUCAUUCUCUGUCAGCCUGGUGAAUCUCCACUUUCAAAACACUUUAAAUUUUAUAGUUGAGUGCAUUUGCUUAAGCAUGUAUUCUUCUAUACUAAGGUAUAACAUUUUUCCUCUUCUGUGAUGUUUGUUUUACUGAACAAACUUUAAACUGAGACUACUCAGGAAAUAGAUUUUCUGUUUUUAAAAAUCCAAAUCUCCAAAUUCGUUUUAAAAACUUGCAAUAAAAUAGAGAGUUGUAACUUUGUCACUGAAGCUGUGCAGUGUCUGGGCACGCGUUGUUGCUGCUUCUUGUAUUUAAGACCAGAGGUAGCUUGGUUUGUUAGGCAGCACAGCACCAGCACUGGCCGAGGCUAUAGUACAUAUGAAGCACAUACAGAGGUUUUUAGCAGAUUGUUUUCCUGUUCAGAGGCCGAUUUGAUAUUGAUACUGCAUUGCACGUGUGCUGUAAAUUUUAUUUCCUUGUGUGUGGUGCACUGAUACAGUAUGGCCUUGUGCAUCUGAUCGCCACUCUUUUAUUUUUGCUAGUGGUCAGAAAAUGUUUUAAAUAUUUCAGGUUAUCUUUUGGUAGAGUUAAUAGCCACGUUGUUUCCACUGCUUGUGUACUUAGUAGCUUAUGUACUGUAAAGUCUUGCUUUAUUUGGAUGUGGAAAGAAGUAAGUGUAUGAACAUACAUGUAGCUUAGAUUGAAUUGGUCAGCUCCUUUAGGUGCUUCUGGAGGAGAAAGUAGACUUGCAACUUGUAAAUGCACACAAACUAAACAGAGGUGGGGGGGGAAAAAAGUUGUAUUGCUGACUAAUUCAAAAGAUGCUUCCUAAACUAAUUUUCAGCAACCAGAGGAAGAAUGCUGUAUCCUCAUUCAUAGCCUGUGUUAUCUCUGGCAAAAAAAUUGAGACCCUGAAGAAUUGACCUAGGAUAACUUCAUUUUAAACAUUGUGAUGGUUGAAAAGUGAACCGUGUAGUCAUCUCUGUUUGGGGAAAAUCUUCUUUGGAAAUCAAAACAAAACAAACUGAAGGAGCUAAAAAAUAAGUUAAAAGGUUAUGGAGGUACUAAAAUGCUCAGUUUAGGAUUAUGUGUACUGUCUUGUAUUGAAAUUCAAAUACUGCAUUAUCAUUUUGGAAUGCAGGCUUCCAAGAAGUAGUUAAAUUCACAAAAAGCAAAAAAAAAACCAACACCCUGACUAUUCCUUUCUUUUGAGACAGGUUUGUGCCUAAGAACUAUGUUCUUAAUGGUACCCAUAUGUGUGUACUUCUGCAGCUGAUACUCAGUAACUUUUGGCUGCUUUGCACUCAACAGUGAAGCAAGUUCUGCACUCUGGGUGCAAGUAUUGGAUGAAAACACGAUUUAAUUAGCAAAUUGUCUUCUGUAAUCUGCAUUUUGAAAAUCACUUCUGUAGCUUUAAUCAGAACAAAGACAUUUGUUUUAGAGAUUGAAACUUUUUUUUUUUUCCUUGCUGUGUUCUGUGUGCUAUUAAAAUUGGUAAACAGUGGGGUAAACCAAAUACUGGCUGUCCAUCGCAUAUGUCUCUAUUCUUUCAUAAUGUUUGAAUGUGUAAGGUGGGACUGCUGUGCUCAAUAUUACGCCCACUGCAGAGGCUUAGUGGACUUUGUCAUUAAAAUUAGUUAUCUGAACCAAUCCUUUGAUAUCUUGCUACAUAAUAUGCAGCAAUAGUUUAAAAUGCCUUCAUUUUGUCUUUAUUAAAAACAUGGCACAGACACCCAUUUAAACAUAGCUGUAUAUAGUUUUUAAAUUGUGACUGAAUAGGAUAUAAUAAAACACAUGCUAAUAUGCAGAGAGUGAAGAAAUGCUUUGUGACUUUUCAUUUGAGCUGCGUCUUUUCGUAUAUGAAAAGAUAGCUUGAUUAAUGGUGUCAUAGACAAAUGAAUUGCCAUGCAUUAAUGGGGAUACAACUGUGUUUUUAACUUGCUUAAGACCCUCGUUUUCAGCUAUUCCUUCAAUGUUUUGUGUUUACGCAACUUCUUUUCGUGUUGUGAAAUGUCAGUUUUUGAUUUAGUUUGGAGAAAAAACAAACAAAACCUUUGAGUAAGACAAGAAACAGACUCUGUGAAUACUGUAUGGGAAAAUAAAAAGUUAAUAUAUGA